GGGGACGUUGUAAGGGAGGAAAAUCCAUCAAAAGAAAAAGAGACAGACAGGAACUGACAGAAGGAGAGAGGAAGAGAGACGAAGAGAGACGAAGGGACAGACUACAUGAGUAACAAUCCCUCUUCUUCUCCUCUGACAGAACAGAGAAAGUCAUGGCUGAGAACGACACUAACCUCUUUCUGGAAAUACUUAAGUCUUUUGAUGCUGUCCCUCUGAUUAUAGCCUUCUGUGUGUCUAUGGUGGUGGGCCUGGUCUUGGGAGCCCUGGUCUAUGUGCUCCUCACCUGGAUGUCCCGACGCCGAGCAGGCUCUGCCAGCAUCACCCGCCGCCCCCCUCGCCAGUCACGCUCUUCUCGUGCCCGUCCAGGUUUCAACCGCAAUAGCAGCUAUGACCGGCGCAGCAACAACAGUUUGGUGAGCGCUGCGUUCAGCUUCCACCGCCAGGCCUCAUCCCCGGACCAGGUCGACCCGCUGGGGCGUAAAUCCAGCUUCAGGGCGUCUACCUUCCAUCCUCUGCUUCAGUGCAGCCAAAUCGCCAGGGAGGCAGAGCAGGGGAGCCAGACAACACUGCCUCGAACCCCAACUCUGACCACCUCAACUGGAUCGGCUCAAACAGCAGCCACACCAGCCAGCACCCCAUCCAGGCCCGAGUCAUUCUGGGGGAACAGUAGUCUGAGGGGUUUCCAUGCCACACAUACACCGCCUCCGGCUUAUGAGAGCAUUAUAAGGGCUUAUCAGGAAACCUGCACCUGAGAGGAGAGGGAGUGCCAGCAAAGGAGCUGGGACUGACUGAAUGAGCCCAGGGUUGCUAAUGGAUUUACACAUGAUGUUGGACUAUGGAUGAAAAAUUAAAAUCUGUACUGAUAACAAAGACCAUGCAGGGAUAGGUGGGAGGAACAUAACGAAAGGAAGUCAGAGUUACUUGUGUACCCUGCUCAUAGACACAAAACACUGAUAACACCGAUGUAAGGUGUUGUUAGAGCGCUGCUGCAUCUGAAACCAAAAAAAUCAAUUAUUGCAUUUCUUUUGAGCAUAUAUUUAAUUUUGACAGAGGCAUACUUGCCUGUCGCUUCCAAGUACUGACUGAAAACUAUCAACAAAAAGUCAUCUGACCGUUCUAGCAAUGCUAGCAAUGUAAUCGGUCAAUUCUUAAUGGCUGUUUAUGAACAGAAAUGAAUAAACCUAAAUAUUUAGCAGUCUGUAUGUAGUGGUGAUAAACACCUACAUAUGCUUGCACAGAAUGUCUUAGCUAGAUGAAGUUUAGAUGAAGCAACGAACGAAAAUCACAUCCUGUUUGCUGAGCAUCUAUGAUGCCAGAUAAGCGUACACUAAUCCUGUUUUGAUCCCGCUGAUCACCUUGGCCCAUCAAUGCAAAAGGGAGAGAGAGGGGGGAAACAGACUGUGUGGAUAUUAACAGACAAGUUGAGCAGUUUUUCGUAAGCUGUCACUGUGUCAGUAUGAUACCCAUGCAAGCACAUGGUGUGGGCAGCUCUCUGUUAAUUUCCUUUGUGUACGUUGCAUCACAGACACAAAAACACAAAGGUUUUUACAGCUGUGAUUGGCAUCUGAGUCUAUGGCAUUAAAUGGAAUCUACAAUAUAUAUGUGUGUGUGUGUGUGUGUGUGUGUGUGUGUGUGUGUGAGUGAGUCAGCGAGUGAGUGAGUGAGAGAUCAAGUGUAAAGUGUUAUUUGGAUUUUCUAUUUUGACUGUAAUUUACUGAACUCUGCAAAUAAGUUAAUGUAAUAAAGAAAC
Myripristis murdjan (pinecone soldierfish) is the source of this 1750-nucleotide messenger RNA. RefSeq names its product myc target 1a (gene myct1a). The coding region runs from base 153 to 752 and encodes 199 amino acids. Lineage: Eukaryota; Metazoa; Chordata; Actinopteri; Holocentriformes; Holocentridae. Gene Ontology annotation, cellular component: nucleoplasm. The transcript has 2 exons. The record is from RefSeq and is a predicted model, not a curated record.